Sinocyclocheilus grahami is the source of this 444-nucleotide messenger RNA. Its product is annotated as zona pellucida sperm-binding protein 3-like. Gene Ontology annotation, cellular component: extracellular matrix. Gene Ontology annotation, biological process: positive regulation of acrosome reaction; binding of sperm to zona pellucida; egg coat formation. The coding region runs from base 47 to 421 and encodes 124 amino acids. The transcript is spliced from 4 exons. Lineage: Eukaryota; Metazoa; Chordata; Actinopteri; Cypriniformes; Cyprinidae. Gene Ontology annotation, molecular function: acrosin binding. The record is from RefSeq and is a predicted model, not a curated record.
CGUCACUUGUCAUUUGAAGGCUACUACCACUUCCAGUCCCACUGAUAUGAUGAACAAGGCCUGCUCAUUUGUUAAAGAAACCAACAGCUGGACUGCAAUAAACGGAGAUGAUCAGGUGUGUGGUUGUUGUGAGACAAGCUGCACCAUGAGGAAGGGCAGAAGUCUGGAUACUGAUGAUUCCACAUUGGAAGAUGAGGCUACUGUUGGGCCGAUUUUUGUCCAUGAACUGCUGUCAGUGGAGGAUGAGCCUCUACUGCAAAUUCACAAGUCUUCUCGGGUGUCGUCAAAAGAUGCAGAGUUCUCCAUGGAGUUGGUGCUCAUGACUGGUUUGGUGGUUGCAGUUGGACUUGUGUGUGUCAUUGUCCUUGGAACGUUGUUUUACCAAAGGCGGCAGAGACGGCUUGUGUUAACUUGUGAAUGACGAUAAAAGCGGUUUUAUCUUAA